This is a messenger RNA of Hibiscus syriacus, 623 nucleotides long. Its product is annotated as actin-depolymerizing factor 7-like. The transcript has 3 exons. Gene Ontology annotation, cellular component: actin cytoskeleton; cytoplasm. Gene Ontology annotation, molecular function: actin filament binding. The record is from RefSeq and is a predicted model, not a curated record. The coding region runs from base 180 to 572 and encodes 130 amino acids. NCBI's taxonomy places the organism in Eukaryota, Viridiplantae, Streptophyta, Magnoliopsida, Malvales, Malvaceae. Gene Ontology annotation, biological process: actin filament depolymerization.
GUUCUCUUCACCAUCACAUUUGUCUCGCCUGCCAACAAUUGAUCCCCUGAGUUAAGGAUCUCUUACUAAUAUCCUACCCAAUACUACAAUUCUCUCUUUCAUUCUUCUCACUCUUCAUUUCUCACAAAGGCUUCUUUCUCUUCGGACGACAAAAUGGUGAGGCGAACGCGGCAUCCGGGAUGGCCGUCGACGAUGAAUGCAAGCUAAAAUUCUUGGAGCUAAAGGCGAAGAGGAACUACCGCUACAUCAUAUUCAAGAUUCACGAGCAACAAGUGGUGGUGGAUAAAGCCGGGAACCCUACAUCGACUUACGAGGAGUUCACCGCAUCUCUUCCUUCCGACGAGUGCCGCUACGCCGUCUUUGAUUUCGAUUUCACCACCGACGAGAAUUGCCAGAAAAGCAAGAUCUUCUUCAUUGCAUGGUCACCUGAUACAUCAAGGGUGAGAAGCAAGAUGGUGUACGCUAGUUCCAAGGACAGAUUCAAGAGGGAAUUGGAUGGCAUUCAAGUCGAGUUGCAGGCCACGGAUCCCAGCGAAAUGAGCUUCGACAUUAUUAAAGGCCGAGCAAUUUAAACGCUGUUACUACUCUCCAGAAGCAUUAAUCCAUCACCCUGUCUCCAGCGU